Molecule: messenger RNA, 4214 nt
Organism: Exophiala mesophila
Lineage: Eukaryota; Fungi; Ascomycota; Eurotiomycetes; Chaetothyriales; Herpotrichiellaceae
Exons: 2
Coding region: 273-3536 (1087 amino acids)
Biological process (GO): nuclear-transcribed mRNA catabolic process, nonsense-mediated decay
Cellular component (GO): cytoplasm
Molecular function (GO): RNA binding; RNA helicase activity; zinc ion binding
Source: RefSeq, a predicted model, not a curated record
UUUACGCCUUCGCUCCUUGUCCUGAAGACACCCACACACUCAGCAAAGGACAAGAUCCCUCUCCAACGGUGCAUGUUAUUGGUCUCGGACUCUUUUUCAUUGCAGACUUGGGGUUUCAAUUAGGGUCUAUCACUCCUGUCGCCGGUGCAAGUUCAACUGAGAAGUCUUUCGUCAAAAGGACAAAAGCCUCCUCAUGAAAUCAUCUCCCAGAGCAACGACAUCCGACUUACCCACUCCCUUCUCCUUGCCCUGGUCUUGAACGGCCUCCUGUGAUGGCUUCCUCGCUUCACCGCCCGACCAUGGACGCCUUCAGCAACAUGGGCAACCAUAUGGUGUCCAAUUCUGCUGCCGCAAUCAAUGCCAUCGACGACAUCUCGACCCUUGAUCCUGAUGAGAGUGUCCUCUCCCUUGCCAAAGGCCCCAGGAGACGCCAGCAUGACGACGAAGAGUCUGAAGGCAUCGAGGAGGACGACCUGGAAAGCCUGGCCAGCGCUGCUGUCGAUGCGAAUGGAAAUAAGCAGGUCGCAAAGGCCGAAGAACAGGAAGAGAAAGAGUUGCCUCCACACGCAUGCGCAUACUGUGGAAUUCAUAAUCCGAGCAGCGUCGUUCGAUGUUUGACAUGCGCCAAAUGGUUCUGCAGUGCUCGCGGAAACACCUCUUCAUCCCACAUCGUGAACCACUUAGUCCGAGCUCGUCACAAGGAGGUCCAACUCCACCCCAGCAGCGCUCUUGGUGACACUGUCCUCGAAUGUUACAAUUGUGGCACCAAAAAUGUCUUCUUGCUUGGCUUCAUCCCAGCGAAAUCAGACACCGUCGUGGUGCUGCUCUGUAGGCAACCCUGUGCCGCAAUGCCCUCCACCAAGGACAUGAAUUGGGACACGUCGAGGUGGCAACCUUUAAUCGAGGACCGAUCUUUCCUCCCUUGGCUGGUAUCUCAACCCAGCGACCAAGAGCAACUUCGAGCCCGCCAUCUGAGCCCCCAAAUGAUUGCGAAACUGGAAGAACUCUGGAAGGACAAUGCCAAUGCCACCAUCACCGACUUGGAAAAGGCAAACGGUACCGAUGACGAACCUUCGGCAGUCCUCCUUCGCUACGAUGAUGCUUAUCAGUAUCAGAAUGUCUUUGGUCCCCUGGUCAAAAUCGAAGCCGACUACGAUCGUAAACUGAAGGAAAGUCAGUCCCAGGACAAUCUGACAGUUCGAUGGGAUCUGGGUCUCAACAACAAACAGGUCGCCAGUUUUGUCCUUCCGAAACUGGAGCUAGGCGACGUCAAACUUGCUGUUGGUGAUGAAAUGAGACUCAAGUACUCUGGCGAAUUGCGAUCUCCCUGGGAAGGCGUUGGCUAUGUCAUCAAAAUCCCCAAUAAUCAGUCUGAUGAAGUUACCAUCGAGUUGCGAUCAAAGGGCGAUCAUAAGUCGGUCCCUACAGAAUGUACACACAGCUUUACUGCCGAUUAUGUCUGGAAGGCUACGUCUUUCGAUCGGAUGCAACUGGCCAUGAAGACCUUUGCCAUUGACGAGAUGAGUGUAUCGGGUUACAUUUUCCAUCGACUCCUCGGCCACGAAGUGGCCGCCGCUCCCAUGAAGACACAAAUGCCUAAGAAGUUCAGUGUUCCAGGUUUGCCCGACCUUAACGGCAGCCAAAUCAGCGCAGUCAAAUCUGUCUUGCAGAAGCCUCUCAGCUUGAUCCAGGGACCACCGGGUACGGGCAAGACAGUCACCUCCGCCACCAUCAUCUACCAUCUGUCCAAGAUCAAUGGUGGGCAGGUCUUGGUUUGUGCCCCGUCCAAUGUUGCAGUGGAUCAAUUGUGUGAGCGGAUACAUCUGACAGGCCUCAAGACUGUCCGAGUCACUGCAAAGUCUCGGGAGGAUGUCGAGUCACCUGUCGGCUUCUUGUCUCUCCACGAGCAGGUUCGCAUGAACGACAGCAACAUUGAACUGACCAAACUCAACCAGCUCAAGUCGGAGUUGGGCGAACUCUCCAGCCAGGACGAGAAAAAGUACAAGUCUCUCACACGCGCCGCUGAAAGGGAGAUUUUGACCAAUGCAGAUGUCAUCUGUUGUACAUGCGUCGGAGCGGGUGACCCAAGACUAGCCAAGUUCAAAUUUCGGACGGUUCUCAUUGACGAAUCGACUCAGUCCGCCGAGCCCGAAUGUAUGAUACCAUUGGUGCUGGGUUGCAAACAAGUGGUACUGGUUGGCGAUCACCAGCAACUGGGCCCCGUCAUCAUGAACAAGAAGGCUGCUAAAGCUGGCCUCAAUCAGUCGUUGUUCGAACGACUAGUGAUUCUUGGAUGCGCACCUAUUCGUCUCAACGUCCAGUACCGCAUGCACCCGUGCCUCUCAGAAUUCCCUUCCAACAUGUUUUACGAAGGUUCGCUUCAGAAUGGUGUGACCAUGCAGGAACGCCUUCGACCAGAGAUUGAUUUUCCCUGGCCUGUCGCGCACUCACCGAUGAUGUUCUGGUCCAACCUUGGUAAUGAAGAGAUAUCAGCCUCCGGUACCUCAUACCUCAAUCGCACAGAAGCGGCCAACGUCGAAAAGCUAGUCACUCGAUUCUUCAAAGCCUCGGUGAAGCCCAAGGAUAUUGGGGUCAUCACCCCUUACGAAGGUCAACGUUCUUACAUUGUCAGUUCCAUGCAGGCAAGCGGCACAUUCAAGAAGGAAAUGUACAAGGAGAUUGAGGUUGCGUCGGUGGAUGCCUUCCAAGGGCGAGAAAAGGACUUUAUCAUCCUUUCUUGCGUCCGCUCCAAUGACCACCAAGGAAUUGGAUUUUUGAGCGACCCACGCCGUCUGAAUGUCGCGUUGACUCGUGCCAAGUUUGGGCUGGUGAUUCUUGGCAAUCCCAAGGUCCUAUCCAAGCAUCCCUUGUGGCACUAUCUGCUGCUUCAUUUCAAGGAGCACAAUUGCCUCGUCGAAGGGCCCCUGACUAAUCUUCAAAUGUCACUUCAUCAGUUCAGCCGACCCAAGCAGUCGUAUCGCGGUCCCCAGCGCUACCAGAUGGCAUACAACCAUGCCAACCAUAUGGCCAAUGGAAUGAUGAACGGCCGUCCUCCUCAACCGCGCGGCGAAUACCGGGACGGUGGCUCAGUGGUGAGGUACAUCCCUGACGACGUGUCGUCGAUUCAUUCUUCUGCCAUGGGGGGUGUUGGUGUCCCGGUCGGCUAUCCGCCCAUGUUCCAGGGGUUCGCAGCGGACGCAUGGCCCUCAAUCCAGAACACCUCAGGCCGUCGACAAAACGGUGCCAAACCAAGAGCCGUACCUGGCAGUGUUGCUGGAGAAUCUACAGUUCCAACCGAGUCUGACGUGACUAGCAGCGUUACUGGUGGAGUCAGUCUAGAUCAAUUGUCCAUCCACGACAACACCAAACAGGCCAGCUACAACCAAGCAGAUCGCCUGAAGCGGUACGUUGAGAGCGGAGGCCCCAACGUUGGGUAUAUCGGCAAUCAUAAAAUGAGCAAAGGCCUUCAUCAUGAUGAGGAUGCUCAGAGUGUGUCUACAGCCUUUGCAAGCCAAGUGGGAGGUGGCUAUGAUUGAUCAUGACAUGAUGGACCGUGACGAUGAACGGUGGAGAAAAGUGCUCACUAUUUGAGCAACAAGACCAUACCGUUGAUUUUGAUGCAUUCGUGCCAGACUCAUGCGCACCUUUAUGUGACACAGCCUCAUUAGGACUGUUGAGAUUCUGAUUUAGAUGCUAGCGUCAGCUACUGAUCAGCACCUACGCAACAGGUUACCUUCAAAGCGUCAUCGAAACCCCCGACGACAGAUCGGUGAAGGAGUCUCUGCGACAAGCACUGGAGUGCAGGGCACAGGGCUUGAGAACCCGCGGAGGACUUUCCUCGACGUUCAGAAGGCAAGAUGGAUGCCUCGAUGCAGAAGACUUUUGGGCUCGUCAAUUGUUCAAAGCAACCCCGAUUGACCUGCGAAUGGUCCUUGCUCCGCACAACAGCCCACCUACCAAGACGCGACGAGGGCGACAAGACGGGUCCCGUCCGUGGCCGGGUAUUGUGAGAAAGGGAAGGAAAACCAUGCAGAAACAAGACUGUCAACAUGCAAGCACAAUAUUGCUGCUUCCACUACCACUGAUUUUUAUUGCUGCGCGGUUGACGGAAUUCCGUUGCCUAAAACACUCAUUUAGCUAUCAUCAUCUACUUUCGAGUAGUACCAAACAUUCCUUAUGUACCAUCUUGAAAGAUACCCACAUCGAUGAUCCGU